GUAAUGUUUUUUUUUUAAACUGCGGUGAGGCGCAUGCCAAAGGUCUAUAAAAGGGGGACCUCUUCCCUCUUUCCUCUUUACCCAUCCUCGACUCGAAGCAUCUGCGCAACGCUCAUUGCGACCCACACAACCUCAUCGCGACUCGGUCAACCAUGAGAACGCCGAUGUGGUGGUGUCGAGGACCUCGACCGCCCGACAGCAACCGUGAUCAGAACCAGCGGCAACCAAUUGGAUCCGAUAACAAAACCUACUAUUAUACUGCCACAUUAGUUGAGCUUGGUUGUCUCCAAGCCUUUGUCACUGAAAAUCCACCAGCUUGUGACGCUGCCCAGUCGAUUCGCUCCUGGAUGCAAGAGUCUGGCUUCAAUGCCAUCAAGAGUUCUGGAUCAAGGCCUAGUAGGGACCGCGUGUGGUGGUGGGCAAUUAUCCGGUUAGAACAACCGUUACGUAUUGCGUGUAUAAUUGCCUAGUAGUAGCUUAGUUAGCUUUUCCGAACCGGUUGUCGCCGGUUCACUCCCUGGUGUAGUAGCUAGUGCCAGUUUCUGUCACCUCUACACUAAUCUUGAAUGCUUAGCCGAUGUGGAGAUCCCCAGGGUUUUCGUGUCCUGUUCAUCUGGUAAUCCCCGCCAACUCAAUCCUGCACAUUCUCCGAUUCUCCUCGUCCGGUGUCCGACGAUAUUAUCUCCAGGUAGUUUGUACUGUAUCCCGUUGCGUGACCCUUCAUACAUGGCUGACGGGUAACACGGCCGGCGUUGGAACAAAUAACCAAAAUUUCUAUUCUUGAUUGGACGAUAAUACAUACACAGAAUUGCAUUCUAGUUGUGGCAUCUAUUAUACAGACAUACAUCAUUCAAACUUCUAUUAAA
This is a messenger RNA of Spizellomyces punctatus DAOM BR117, 866 nucleotides long. RefSeq lists its product as uncharacterized. The transcript has 2 exons. The record is from RefSeq and is a predicted model, not a curated record. The coding region runs from base 153 to 470 and encodes 105 amino acids. NCBI's taxonomy places the organism in Eukaryota, Fungi, Chytridiomycota, Chytridiomycetes, Spizellomycetales, Spizellomycetaceae.